Molecule: messenger RNA, 1382 nt
Organism: Lontra canadensis (Northern American river otter)
Lineage: Eukaryota; Metazoa; Chordata; Mammalia; Carnivora; Mustelidae
Exons: 4
Coding region: 1-1032 (343 amino acids)
Source: RefSeq, a predicted model, not a curated record
AUGGUGGCAGUGACGGAAUACCGACAACAGGCUAAACAACCAUUAAAAGUUAACAGCUGGGGAACUGAGAGGUUAACUUUCCAACAAGCCUACAGCACACCAGCAGCCAACCGCGAGGCAGCGCAGAGACGACAGCUAUGGGAAGUGAAUGGUCUCGGACAGCAUACAAGCAUGGGAGAGGCUCAAAACCCCCGAGGCCGGAUGCCUUCAACAGGGAGGGUGAGGACGACGGAUGCACUAAACCCCAGAGGAGGGAGGAAUGAAGUUAGGGGACGCAAAACCCACUGGGGAUCGAGAAGCCCACGACAGAAGCGAGAAGGCCGGAUGGGCGGGCGGAGGCCCCUGCGACGAGCUGGCCGGGGUGGGAGGCCUGGGCCGCAGACUGGGUCGGACGCGGCCCAGGGCGCCCAGGAGCAGCCUCCAGCCCGCCGCGGCCCGCCGCAGUGGUGGCCGCGUCGCGCGAACAGCGGUACUGCGCUGCGGUCCCCCGGCCCCAACGGCCUCUCCAUGGGCAGCGCCCCGGGGUGUCCUGCGUCCCCUCACCUGGAGCGCAGCGGAACCGGCAGCAGUGGACGCAGGAACCGGCUGCAGCGGAACCGAGGGCGACCGGAAGUGAAAAACGGGGCCCGGAACCGGCUAACGAACCGGAAGUUCAGGUUGGAAACGGAAACGCGCUGGAGACCGCGCGGCUCUUUCCCGCGUUGGUCUUUGGAGGGGGCAAUCCUAGAUAGCCGCUGCCAGGGAUCCCCUCACCGGGCGAGGCAGCCGGGCCUUUCCGAGACUUUAACCACUGUGCAGAUAGCUAGGGCCCCGGCCGGCUGCCGGACCUCCCCUGUUUUGCGCAUGCGCCCGGCUGUGCCUUUCCCAGUCCUUUGUCUAGAGAGAGCAGGCUUUUGGGAGCAUUUUUUGUCUGAGCCUGCUGACAUUUCUAGGUUGCCUGCAUCUGUAGCACCCAGUCUGAGGAAUAUGAAGCAAAAGGAAAACCCAGGGAACUCACUGCCACGUCUUUUAAGGUUCCUGGGAGCUUAUUAAGUGCCAUGACAUUAGGGAAGAGGAAUCUAGUCUCUGACAGCCAUCCAUUCAAGCUAAUCUCUGCUGUGAAGUCCCUCGUCCCCUCAGUUUCACAGGAGCAGCUCUGCCUUGCUCCUUCCAAAUACCCCAUAGACCUGAGACUAUCCAUUCUGCUGCUCCUGCACCUUGCUGAGCUAUGGAAAAUUCUUUGAAAAUCCUUCUAACAACCAAUGUGUGCUAUGAUAAAUAAAAGUAUAUAUAUUUGGUCUUUGUUUCUGGUUCCUGGCACAGUGCUCCUAAAACUCUAGAAAUUUCCUGAUAGUAUUUAGUGUCUUUUGUCAUUCAUAACAAGCCCCUUUCCACCAUACCUG